This is a messenger RNA of Oncorhynchus nerka (sockeye salmon), 3258 nucleotides long. RefSeq names its product kinocilin (gene kncn). Bases 176 to 634 code for a protein of 152 amino acids. The transcript is spliced from 5 exons. The record is from RefSeq and is a predicted model, not a curated record. Lineage: Eukaryota; Metazoa; Chordata; Actinopteri; Salmoniformes; Salmonidae.
GUGGCGGUGGGUACUUGCAACUAGAGUUGGUGCUGACACAAGUGCUACAGUUGGGGCUGACUCUGAAGGCCCAAGUUAGAUCCAGUCUGUUCCAGUCCUAGUCCCUCUGCAUGUCUAGGGCCUUAAGCGGGCAGAGUCUGGUGACCAGGUGGGGGGUCUCCUCUCCACCUGUCGAAUGAGCGCUGUCAGCAUUGGGGGGUACCACGGUCUGCGGGUGGGCUCGGCCCUGCUUAGCAUCGUGGCGGGGUGCAUCAUUAUCGGGGUGUCGAGGGAGUGUGAUGCGGAUGCCGUAGGGGGAAUCUUCCUCGGUGCGGGGGGGCUGGGCCUCCUCAUCGCUGUCUUCCCCUUCAUAAGAGCCUGGCUCAACAUUAACAACAUUCUCCCCACCUUGGGAAACUUCAGAGUGCACCCUAUGCCUGCUAACCCUCCUGGCCCUGAGCAACCAGAGACACUGAAACGAGAAGCGACUCAGAGCCAGCUGAAUCUGGAGCGCUCUAAGAGCCGGAUGGGGACAUUUGUUGAUGCCGGACCGAUAGCUGAGGCCUCCGCAGAUGAGGGGACAUCCUCAGACAUGCCAGACAUCUUGUCCAGACGAAAGUUCAAGCAGACCCUCCCUGAUCCAGACCUCCCGUAAAUUGGUUUUAUAGCAGCCACACAGCACACAUCUCUCGUACACGUCUACUCAGAUUUGAGUUCACCCUCAAAUGGACUUCACAAGUUGGUGAAUCAGAUGUUUACUUACUUCAACAAUACAAUUCAAAAGCUACAUACUGUGCCUUCUCCUAAAUAUCGAGAGGAAUACACAUUUUCUUCCACAAUGUCUCAUUUUAUUAGCAAUAUUAUUCUUAUACAUAUAUAUAUAUAUGAGAGUGCUUUUGAAAAGAGGCAACAACUACAGACUAAACUCAAAUAAAGCCUACGACUUCAUGGAAAAUAAACCUGGUAAAAAUGUCACAGCCUUCACAAACCAAUACACGCUGAAAAGAUACAAAUGCAUUUGUUAGAUACAACAAUGCGACUUCAUUUUAAAAGCUUCUAUAUAAAUCAGAAUUUAACAGCUGGACUGAUCCUACAGCCUUGGUAGGCACAAUAACCCUGAAGCAAAUAUCAGCAGAUUAAAAAAAAUAAUCACAAAAAAAUGAAAUCAACCAAAAAUAAAUAUUAGACACUCUUAAAAAAUAUAUAUAUUAAAAACUUUGGAAGCGUUCAACUUUCCAGCUGAAAUAAUACAUUUAAUGAAAAAUUAUAUAAAUAUCAUAAAGCAAAAAUGUACACAUAUUACAUUAUCUGAUGAAAUUGCUUUAGAAAGGGACAUGAGACAGGGAUGUCCUCCCUCUACCCUCCUGUUUGCACUGGCAAAUUAAACUGCUUGCAGAAAGAAUUAAGCAGGACCCAAACGUAACAGUUAUCAGUAUUGGUAAACAUGAAUAUAAACUCAACUUAUUUGCUGAAGAUCUCCUGAUAUACCUGAAUCAUACAAAUUUUAAUAAUGGAAACAGGAAAAAUAAUACGUCGUGCUCUACAGCAAUCCUUUCAGUGGAUCACAAAAAAAUAUGAAAUACUUACGAUGCUUAAUAACAAAUAUGUAAAGGUAACUUUAGCCCAUUAUUCAACAACAUGAAAGCAGAACUAAUUAAAUGGAACAAUCUCACCACAAAUCUUGCAGGUAGAAUAAACCUCUUUAGAAUGGCAUGGCUCCCAAAGUUUUAAUAUUUAUUCUAGGUAAUACCAAUUACCCCACCAAAGACAUUCUUUAAAAGAGUAUUCUUGGCCAUAACAGACAUCAUAUGGGCAAAUAAAACUCAUAGAAUAAAUCAAGUUUCACAUGUCCCUAAAUCUGAGGCUGGUUUUAACUUUUCAGAUUUGGAAUUGUAUUAACUUGUCACACAAGGCUUUUACUUGCGACAUAUUGUUAAAUACGCUAAAGAGGAACUAUGGGUACAUAUUGAAGAUGCACAUGCUCAUCCCCAGAAUCUUUUCAUGUGUCUAUUUUCAAAGAAUCGAGCUAAGAACAUUAACAACUUCAUAGUUUAGUACAAUAUAACAACAUAGAAGAAAGUGAAACAGAUUCUACAAGAACCAAUAUCAAUCACUCCCUAAAAAGAGACCCCUAUGGAACAAUCCUUGGAUAGCUUUUCAGAAUUUACCGAUAAAUUGGCCCACAAAUGUUAUAACACGUCAUUUCAAGCUGAUAGUUUUUGGACAUCAAAGCAAUGUUGAGGAAAUCCUAUUCGAGUCAGAAAAUGAUAUUCAUAUGAUAGGUAAGAUAUACAAAACCUUACAGAUAGCAUAUCCAACCAACAAUCUCUUAGAAACAAAUAUACAUUAUUGGAACCAAGACGUACAAAUAACUGAUAUUAGCACAAGAUGCAGGGAAUGUUGGAACACAACUAAGAAAAUUACAUUUAAUCGUUUACGUUUAAUCCACUAUAAACAAAUGUAUAGACUUUAUAAUACAAGAAACAAAAUUCACAAAUUCUACAGCACAAAAGCAGUCACGUCUUAAGUGUAAAACUAACAAUGACUCAAUAAUCCAUGCCUUCUGGGAACGCUAUAAAGUUAAAGUCAUGGGCAGAGUUGGCUGUCAGAAGUAUUACAAUGUAAAUGUACUUUUAAUCCAUCUGUCUGCAUAUUUCAAGACCUGGCAUAUGAGGGUGAAGUGGACUAUACUUUUCUCUUCAAUCAUUUAAAAAAAAAACGUCUACAUCCUCCAUCGUUAACACAAUGGAAAAGUCAAAUGCUUUAUUAUUUAAAUGUUCAAAGUGAGUGGGUGACGGAGGGAAACAUUUGGUGCAGUUUGAAGCCAUGUGGCGGAGAGUGAUUUGGGUUAUGGACAUGGGGGUGUGAGCUGGUAGGUCUGGGCAGGUGUGAUGAUCUUGAUAUUUGUGUGCAUUUGUUUUGUAUUGUUAAAAAAAACAAGAUUCAAGUGGUGAUUAUGGCUUUUAACAAUUAGCAACGGUCAUCGAAAUUGUUAAGUUUAUAAAAACAAUUAUAAUAAAUGCAACAGUUGGACAAUGGAUGAAGAUACUCCCAACGUUUAGAAUUUGUAUAAUCCAUCAGAUAUUGACAACAUUUUAGUACAUAAAACCUUUUACUGGCAUGGAAAAAUAAUGAAUGGAGUUCAGUGAUUUUGAUGGGAAUUCAGGUAUUGAAUUUAUUGUAAAAUUUCACUUUUUUCUUAGGAUGCACUCAUAUGUACCGUUUCUUACUGUAUCGGGUCUUUUAUUAUAUUUUGUGUUCAAUAAAGAACUAUUUGUA